CCAAAAGGGGGAAAAUCAGCUUCUUCUUCCCCGCUCCACCCCACCCCACCAGCCACCCAACUCAACAUUUCUUCUUCCCACGCCGCUGCACCACCACCGGCUCACCCUUCUUGCACCACCACCGGCUCACCCUUCUUGCACCACCACCGGCUCACCCACACACAACUCUCUCCUAUCUCUCUCACUAAGAAAUGGGUGGUGUCAGACGGCGGCGGUGACGAGGGAGAGCAAUUUGAAAGAGUAGGUGGGUGGCGGUGGUGCGAGACGGGCCAGAAGGCGGCGGUGGUGCUAGAUGUACCAGAAGGCGGCGGUGGUGCUAGGUGGGCCAGAAGGCGGCGGCGAUGCCGGACUUUUCCUGGUUGGGAGGUGGGCGGCGGAAAUGAAACGGGGAAGAGGAGAUGUUCCUAAUUUUGCAAUUUUGAAAAUUUUAAAAUUUACAAUUUGGCCCUAUAAAUUAUAGUUAUUUAUAAUUUAAUCUGACAGAUUUCUUUUUUGUUUAUACAGGGGUAUUUAUGACAUUUCACCCUAGAAAUGACAUGAAAAUUCGCACAGCCCGCGAGUGAGAGACACGAAUUCCAUUAAGGGGUCUAGAUGCAUUGACUUUGAUUACAUAGGGGGGUGUUGGUUUUCUUGGAAAGAAUCCGUGAUCAGAAUCGUAUAAUUUCUCGGUAUGCAAGCGUCGUUUCGCAGUUUCUGCAACGAUAUCUGUAGCCAUUAAAGGGGCUUGUAAUAAAAAAAGAUUGGUUACAUGGGUUAUCUGAAUUCAGUUUUGUCGCAAUCUACGAGCCAAGUCCUCGUCGACGAUGCUCCGGUCAGCGGCGGUGGCCUUAGUCAAAAUGGGAAGUUCAGCUAUGGAUAUGCAAGUUCUCCAGGCAAAAGAUCUUCAAUGGAGGAUUUCUACGAGACGAGAAUUGAUGGUGUUGACGGGAAUGUCGUUGGUCUCUUUGGUGUCUUUGAUGGUCAUGGGGGAGCUCGAGCGGCACAAUAUGUGAAACAGAAUCUUUUCAGUAAUCUGAUCAGCCACCCAAAGUUCAUUUCCGAUACCAAAUCAGCUAUCGCCGAUGCGUACAAUCAUACAGACUCGGAAUUCUUGAAAUCUGAAAAUAACCAGAACAGAGAUGCUGGUUCAACUGCUUCCACCGCUAUCCUUGUUGGCGACCGUUUAUUGGUCGCAAAUGUUGGGGAUUCAAGAGCUGUUAUUUGCAGGGGUGGUAACGCUAUUGCAGUCUCCCGAGAUCACAAACCGGAUCAAACAGAUGAGAGACAAAGAAUCGAAGAUGCUGGAGGUUUUGUCAUGUGGGCAGGAACUUGGAGAGUCGGAGGAGUUCUUGCAGUUUCUCGUGCAUUUGGUGAUCGACUGCUCAAGCAGUAUGUCGUUGCUGAUCCAGAAAUUCAGGAGGAAAAAGUUGAUAAUACCCUCGAGUUUCUCAUCCUUGCAAGUGACGGACUAUGGGACGUAGUAACAAACGAGGUACUACUACAUUUUAAUAUCAAAUUUUGCGGGUGA
This is a messenger RNA of Erythranthe guttata (spotted monkey flower), 1507 nucleotides long. Lineage: Eukaryota; Viridiplantae; Streptophyta; Magnoliopsida; Lamiales; Phrymaceae. The record is from RefSeq and is a predicted model, not a curated record.